AUGGCGCAGAGGCCCCUUUUCACCACCUCGCACGGUUCGCCUGUGCAUGAUGACAACAACAGCCUGAGCGCUGGACCCGACGGCCCGCUCCUGCUUCAGGACUACCAGCUCGUUGAUAAGCUGGCGCAUUUCGACAGGGAGAGGAUUCCCGAGCGUGUGGUCCAUGCCAAGGGCGCCGGUGCGCACGGCUAUUUCGAGGUCACCCACGACAUCUCCAAGUACUGCAAGGCCAAGUUCCUCAACCGCGUGGGCAAGAGGACCCCCAUUUUCACCCGAUUCUCGACGGUCGGUGGCGAGAAGGGCUCGGCCGAUACCGCGCGUGAUCCUCGCGGUUUCGCUGUCAAGUUCUACACUGAGGAGGGCAACUGGGACAUGACUGGCAACAACACGCCCGUCUUCUUCCUUCGCGACCCUUCCAAGUUCCCUGAUUUCAUCCACACGCAGAAGAGGAACCCUCAGACCAACCUCAGGGAUGCCAACAUGUUCUGGGAUUUCCUGUCGCUCACCCCCGAGAGCCUUCACCAGGUCACCAUCCUGUUCUCCGACCGCGGCAUCCCCAAGGACUACCGCCACAUGAACGGCUACUCGAGCCACACCUUCAAGCUGGUCAACAAGGAGGGCAAGCAGUACUGGGUCAAGUUCCACUUCAAGACCGAGCAGGGCAUCGAGAACCUCACCCAGGAGGAGGGCGACCGCAUUGCCGGCGAGAACUCCGACCACGCCACUGAGGAUCUCUUCAACUCCAUUGCCAAGGGUGAGUUCCCCGCGUGGAGGGCCUUCAUUCAGGUGAUGGAGUACGAGGACGCGUGGAAGUACAAGUUCAACCCGUUCGACGUCACGAAGGUGUGGUCGCACAAGGACUACCCGCUCAUCCCCUUCGGCCGCCUCGUGCUCAACCGCAACCCCGAGAACUACUUUGCCGAGGUCGAGCAGUCGGCCUUCUCGCCCGCGUCGCUCAUCCCCGGUAUCGAGGCCUCGCCCGACAAGAUGCUCCAGGGCCGUCUGUUCUCCUACAACGACACCCACCGCCACCGCCUGGGCACCAACUACCUCCAGAUCCCCAUCAACGCGCCCUUCGCCACCAAGGUCCGCAACCAGGAGAGGGACGGCGGCAUGACCGUCAACGGCAACCAGGGCAGCGCCCCCAACUACUUCCCCAACAGCGUGGAGGGCAGCCCCGCGCCCUGCCCGCAGACCCUGGACACCCACCCGUUCGACGUGAGCGGCCCCGUCGCCAGGCACCGCCCCAACCAUCCUAACGACGACUUUGUCCAGCCGGGCAACCUCUACCGCAACGUCAUGACCCCCGAGCAGAGGACCAGGCUCGUCAACAACAUCGUCGGCCACCUCAAGAACGCCCGCAAGGACAUCCAGCUCAAGAUGGUCGAGAUCUUCUCCAAGGCCGACAAGGACUACGGCGCCCGCAUCAGGGACGGCCUCGUCGCCGCCGGUGCCAAGCUCUAA
This is a messenger RNA of Acanthamoeba castellanii str. Neff, 1464 nucleotides long. Its product is annotated as Catalase, putative. Gene Ontology annotation, biological process: response to hydrogen peroxide; hydrogen peroxide catabolic process. The transcript has 3 exons. Bases 1 to 1464 code for a protein of 487 amino acids. Gene Ontology annotation, molecular function: catalase activity; heme binding. The record is from RefSeq and is a predicted model, not a curated record. Gene Ontology annotation, cellular component: mitochondrion; peroxisome; cytoplasm. Lineage: Eukaryota; Discosea; Longamoebia; Acanthamoebidae.